Parathielavia appendiculata is the source of this 1361-nucleotide messenger RNA. RefSeq names its product inositol pentakisphosphate 2-kinase-like protein. The record is from RefSeq and is a predicted model, not a curated record. Gene Ontology annotation, molecular function: ATP binding; inositol-1,3,4,5,6-pentakisphosphate 2-kinase activity. The transcript is spliced from 3 exons. Gene Ontology annotation, cellular component: nucleus. The coding region runs from base 177 to 1235 and encodes 352 amino acids. NCBI's taxonomy places the organism in Eukaryota, Fungi, Ascomycota, Sordariomycetes, Sordariales, Chaetomiaceae. Gene Ontology annotation, biological process: inositol phosphate biosynthetic process.
GACCAUGAAACCGGUUUCAGCAAUGACAGGCGUCAUUUGUGCACAUAAGAACGCCAGCCAAGGACAGAAGGGUACAGACUGACUGCAGCGACCUUGGCCAAUCCGGAUUCUGUCGAGUCUCAUGCCCAACACAUUGACAGUCCUUAUCAUCACAUCCUCAUCAGUGCCGAUUCAUAAUGUCGCCCUCGGUUCCACUAUCCGGUAUCCCGGCAUUACCAUGUUCAGCAGCCGACCACUAUGAGUUCAAGCUCGUGGGUGAAGGAGCAUCCAAUGUCGUCUUUGAGGUUGUUGUGCAACCCAAUGAUGAGAGCAGUUCCAGCAUCUUUCAGGGGAAUCUCUUACGAGUUCCAAAAGCGGGAACCAAGGCACACACCUAUGUGGAGCUCCAAGAGUACUGGGAGGCUGUCGUGAAGCCUCUAUUUGAGCCAGAAGACCUGGUCCAGCAUCGCCUCGUCCAUCUCGGUGGCGAACAGCUGGUGUUGCGCUUGAAUGCCGUCCUAGCAAAGAAUGAGGACAUCCGCCGGCCCGAUUUCAGGGGAAGCAGGGUAGCGGCAGCCGAGUAUGGGAUGCUUGUGGAGGACAUGCGGCAGAGGCAACCCAACGACUUGACUCUCGAGUUCAAACCCAAGUGGCUCGCCCAGUCCCCUAAUGCGCCCCCAUCGGCGACCCGCUGCCGGAACUGCGCCCGCGAAGCCCUCAAACACCACACCAAACACACCAAUCAUCGCGACUCACCACCAAUUCUCUGCCCCCUGGACUUCCUAACCUGCGCCACCUCCCCAGCAGCGUUCACCAGAAUUGCCGACCACCUCUGUUCCCUCAACCCGCUCAUACCUUCCCCCAAAACAACCCACCCCGCCCAAUACAGCCGCCUCCUCUACUGGCUGCAAACCAACACCGUCCUCCCCCGCCUCCGCGCUGCUCAGCUGGAUAAUGACGGCCAAGGCCCGCUCCAGGCCGAUGCCCAUGACCCCAAGUUCCAGCUGGCCAUGACGCUGCGCGACUGCACCUGCUUCAUCCGCGUCCCCUACGACCCUGCUCUGCCCGUCGAGGCGAAGCUGGCUGACCUCGACAAGAAGAACUGGGCGGCCAAGCUGGGCUACUGGCAGGCCAUGGAGAGACGGCUCAUCGAGGGAGGUUACUACGAGGGAAGGGAAGCUGUGAAGGUGAGGACAGAUUGUCAGCUUGAGAGGGGAAUUGUUAAUGAGUCGACCGAUCAAAGGGAAGGAAGCUAAAGCGAGUGUCGAUUCUGGUUUAUAGAUGUAUCAGAAGGUUUGUAAGAAGCACAAUUCUUCCGACCUCAAUUCGAUGCACAAAGACAGAGUUAGUAGUUGACUCUAGAAGAGGCACUGGAAGAAAAA